Chlorocebus sabaeus (green monkey) is the source of this 5574-nucleotide messenger RNA. It is a transcript of the gene ARMC9, whose product is annotated as armadillo repeat containing 9. Gene Ontology annotation, molecular function: protein binding. Gene Ontology annotation, cellular component: ciliary tip; centriole; ciliary basal body. NCBI's taxonomy places the organism in Eukaryota, Metazoa, Chordata, Mammalia, Primates, Cercopithecidae. Gene Ontology annotation, biological process: cilium assembly. The record is from RefSeq and is a predicted model, not a curated record.
CCCAGGCUGCUCUGCGCCGGCAGCGCUCCGCGCGAUUGGCUGCGCUGCCCCACGUGAUGCCGGGGUGGCGGCAGCGGUUGCCCGGGUGACGGCUGCCGAGGUGGCGGCCGGGCUGGGUGAGCGCGAGUGUCCGCGGCCGAGCAGCAGAGAUUUUUGCUGUGAGAACUAAUUACCAGUAACAGUUCAAUAUGGGGGACAUUCUGGCUCAUGAAUCUGAAUUACUUGGACUAGUGAGAGAGUAUUUAGAUUUUGCUGAAUUUGAAGACACCUUGAAAACAUUUUCAAAAGAAUGCAAAAUAAAAGGAAAACCAUUGUGUAAAACAGUAGGUGGAUCUUUCAGAGACUCGAAAUCAUUGACAAUUCAGAAGGAUCUUGUUGCUGCAUUUGACGACGGAGACCAGAAGGUGUUCUUCAGUCUGUGGGAGGAGCAUAUUCCUAGUUCCGUCCGAGAUGGGGACUCCUUUGCCCAGAAGCUGGAAUUCUAUCUCCACAUCCAUUUUGCCAUCUAUCUUCUGAAGCACUCUGUGGGGAGACCGGACAAAGAGGAGCGGGAUGAAAAGAUUUCUUACUUCAAAACCUACCUGGAGACCAAAGGGGCAGCCUUGAGCCAGACCACAGAGUUUCUUCCUUUCUAUGCCCUUCCUUUUGUUCCCAACCCUAUGGUGCACCCCUCAUUUAAAGAACUCUUCCAGGAUUCCUGGACUCCAGAGUUAAAGUUGAAGUUGGAAAAGUUUCUAGCUUUAAUAUUUAAAGCCAGCAACACGCCAAAGCUUUUAACAAUAUAUAGGGAGAAUGGACAAAGUAACAAAGAAAUGUUGCAGCAGCUCCACCAGCAGCUGGUUGAAGCUGAACGUAGGUCAAUGACAUACCUCAAACGGUACAAUAAGAUCCAGGCCGACUACCACAAUCUUAUUGGAGUCACAGCAGAACUCGUGGAUUCUCUAGAGGCCACAGUCAGCGGCAAGAUGAUCACCCCCGAGUACCUCCAGAGCGUCUGUGUCCGCCUGUUCAGUAACCAGAUGCGGCAGAGCCUGGCGCACAGUGUGGACUUCACGAGGCCUGGGACGGCAUCUACCAUGUUACGAGCUUCCUUGGCACCCGUGAAAUUGAAGGAUGUCCCAUUACUGCCGUCCUUGGAUUAUGAGAAACUGAAGAAGGAUUUGAUUUUGGGGAGUGACCGCUUGAAAGCCUUCUUGUUGCAGGCUCUACGCUGGCGCUUGACCACAUCCCAUCCCGGAGAGCAGAGGGAGACCGUUCUGCAGGCCUACAUCAGCAACGACCUCUUGGACUGUCAUAGCCACAACCAGAGGAGUGUGCUUCAGUUGCUGCACUCCAAGAGUGACGUGGUGCGGCAGUACAUGGCCAGGCUCAUCAAUGCUUUUGCGUCACUGGCAGAAGGUCGCCUCUACCUUGCCCAGAACACAAAGGUGCUACGGAUGCUGGAGGGAAGACUGAAGGAGGAGGACAAGGACAUCAUCACCAGAGAGAAUGUUCUUGGGGCCCUGCAGAAGUUCAGCCUCAGGCGCCCCCUGCAGACAGCGAUGAUUCAAGACGGCCUCAUCUUCUGGCUGGUUGAUGCUCUGAAGGACCCCGACUGCCUGUCUGACUACACGCUGGAGUACUCGGUGGCUUUGCUUAUGAACCUCUGUCUCCGCAGUGCAGGGAAGAACAUGUGUGCUAAGGUGGCAGGCCUCGUGCUCAAAGUCCUUUCGGAUCUUCUUGGCCAUGAAAACCAUGAGAUACAGCCAUAUGUGAAUGGAGCUUUGUACAGCAUCCUUUCUGUUCCAUCCAUCCGUGAGGAAGCAAGAGCAAUGGGAAUGGAAGACAUCCUACGCUGCUUCAUCAAAGAAGGCAACGCUGAAAUGAUCCGCCAGAUAGAAUUCAUCAUCAAGCAGCUUAAUUCCGAAGAGCUACCAGAUGGUGUUCUUGAAUCUGAUGAUGAUGAAGAUGAAGAUGAUGAAGAGGACCAUGACAUCAUGGAAGCCGAUCUGGACAAAGACGAACUGAUCCAGCCCCAGCUUGGAGAACUCUCAGGAGAGAAGCUUCUGACCACGGAGUACCUGGGGGCUGGAAGACCAUCACACACCUCCCCAGACAGCCCAACACCCCACAAACGGCCACCCGCAGGCCCUGCCAAACCCUUACGAGGCAGUCUACAGGGAGGGCAAGCCCAGCACCCCGGAGUCCCGCGUCUCCUCUUCAUCAGCCAUCAACGCCAAGCCAGGAGAGUGGCUCCCAAGAGCACGCCAGGAGGAGCCUCACCCGGCCCCCACGGGGAACUCCCACCAGCCAAGGGAGGUGCCCCAGGACCCAGGCAGUGGAGAGACCACCAGGGAAUGUGCAUCAGCCUUCACCUGCAAGUCCCGGGCCCCCGGCACUCCAGAGAUGCUGGACUGGAACCUACCCAAGGCAAAGGCGUCAGUUCUGGCCCCUCCGUUCUCUUCGUGUGGCCCCCAGCAGGCCAGCCACCCCGGAUCCACAGCGUCCUCCACAAGGGGCCUGCCGAGCAGCCAGUCUCACGGGAAGUAAGGAUGUCCCCGGGUGUCCCCAUCACGUUGCCGGAGGACCAGCCAGCUUCCCAUUCUCAGCUGGCAGCAGCUGCCAGUGAUGGAUGUAAAGGGACAGUUGUCCACAAGACUCGGGGAGCUGAGGGGAGACCGGCUCUCCAGGCAGCACCAGACCAAGGCCAUCGCAGCCCCACCGGCCGGGUCACUUUCUCCCGGGGCAGAGCCACCAAGGAGGGCCAGGGAGAGCCUGGAACUGUGUCCUGAAGAGGGGGAUUUCCUGCUCACCCUUCACACACACAGGAGGGGGUGGCUUUUGCCCGCGGGAUAUCUUCUGGCCCCAGAAACAGCAGGUGCUGGAUUUGCAGCCCUGGCCCUCCAGGCCCCAACGGGGCGACAGUGUGGGGGCCAGCCUGGAGCAGGGCCUUUCCAAGGCAGCUGAAUCCAGCUCUCCUCACUCAGACCGACUACCGGGACCCAGAAGGAACUUAGGCUGAAGCUCAUUUUAUUCUCAAGCUUGUGUCUCAGCAGCAAAGUUGGUGUUUUCUUCCUCUGUUAAAAUCUGAGAAAGAAGGCCGGGCGCAGUGGCUCACGCCUAUAAUUCCAUCACUUUGGAAGGCUGAGGCGGGCAGAUCACGAGGUCAGGAGAUCGAGACCAUCCUGGCUAACAUGGUGAAACCCCGUCUCUACUAAAAAAAUACAAAAAAAUGAGCAGGGCGUUGCGGCAGGCGCCUGUAGUCCCAGCUACUCAGGAGGCUGAGGCAGGAGAAUGGCAUGAACCUGGGAGGCGGAGCUUGCAGUGAGCCCAGAUCAUGUCACUGCACUCCAGCCUGGGCGACAGAGCAAGACUCCGUCCCAAAAAAAAAAAAAAAAGACUGAGAAAGAAUAUGGCGUGCUCCACCCUCUUCAAAGCUCUGUGCUUCUGCACUCGUUUUUUGAAGGCCUUAAAAAGGUCACCAGUGUGACCAGGGAGCACCUUCUGCCUCCCUCCCUGCACCGGGACCAUAGACACAAACAGCUCUACCUGCAGAGUGGCCCGUCCUGCGGGGCAGGCCUGUGCGCCCCUCACCGGCGCUGUCGUCAGAGUCCAGACUUAGGGCAGAGGAAGGAUGUUUGCCUUCAGGACCAGCAAGUCACAGGUGCCCUGGAUGUUACCCAAGCUCAAAAUCAAAUAAAACCCAUCAGUAUUUAAUGCUCUGUGUGUGUGUGUGUGUGUGUGUGUGUGUGAAGGGAAACGGAAAGCAGAUAAAAGUCAUGUGCCCUCCCCCAGGCAUCUGAUCUGCCCACCAGACCCUUCAAUGGGGACAUCUCUGUGGUCCCAGUGGUCGUAAAUAAAGGCUAAGCACUGGAUUUUUCCACGGCCCCCGAUGCCUCAGGAGCACAGGCAGAGGAGGCAAACAGGAGGCCAGGUUACCCAAGAGAUGACCAGAAGCUCAUCCAGGGCCAGGACCCCAGUUAAUCUUGUGAGUUCUUGGCAGUGGCUCCAGGCUGGGCACAUUAGAUACUGUCGUGUGACUGGCCUGGUAGCCACCUCUUGGUUCUCUGGAAGUGUGUGAGGCCACUCUGUGCUCCGGGAAGAAGGUUGCCGUCCUGACCUGUCAGCCGCCAGGCCCUCUCUGAACUCCUUACUUGACCUGGAGGCUUCAGGAGCAAACCCACAGAUCGCCCCUGGUGUCAGUGGUGCAGACAGAGGAAAAGUACAGGGUUCCCAAAUGCUACUCCUCCGUGGUGAGACUUUGAAAAGGUGUAGAGUGGUUGCAGACAAACAGCAAAGGAGUGAAAUGGAAAAAUCUCUCUCGCUCCCCACAAGAAGUCCACUCCCCUCCAGAUUCCUCAGAUGCCACUGGCUGGCACAGCCUUUCCCGCCCUUGGUGUGGGAGCAGCAGAAAUCCAGGGGAUAGGAGAAUCAUCGGGGUCAGGUCAGUGUCUACCUCGUAUGAAGUCAACAACUACUUUUCCCUGGAGCCUACCAAAGAGCUAAAGUCUGAUCUGUAGUUGUCUGAUGGUUUGAGGAGAAAAGAUAAUCUUUUAGAGAAGUGGGGAGUAUCCAACUUAGGGUCAAAAUACACUGAGAUUAGGCUGGGCACGGUGGCUCACACCUGUAAUCCCAGCACUUUGGGAGGCCAAGGCAGGCGGAUCACUUGAGGCCUCCAGGAGUUCAAGACCAGCCUGGCCAACAUGGCGAAACCCCGUCUCUACUAAAAUACAAAAAAUUAGCUGGAUGUGAUAAUGUGCACCUGUAAUCCCAGCUACUCGAGGAGGCUGAGGCACAAGAAUCGCUUGAACCUGGGAGACGGAAGUUGCAGUGAGCCGAGAUCAUGUCCCUGCACUCCAGCCUGGGCGACAGACAGAGACUCCGUCAAAAAAAAAAAAAAAAAAGUUGAGAUUACCAGGUGAGAUAUGGGUGGUUCUUCCGGGAAAGUGCUGAAAAUCUCACCCAGGCCUCGGCACCACACCCUGGGAGAGUCCACUCCUGGGCGCACGCCUCUGCAUUCCAACGCUGACAGCUAGAAAUAUACUUUGUAAAAUACCAACAACUUAUUCACAAAUAUUCCAACUAUCUACUGGCUCCAAUGAGCUUGCUGAGGAUGGGUAGGACCAAAGUCUAAGGGGAAAAAAUCGAAAACACAAAUAAACCUGCUUAAAGGUCAGGUCUCCAGAUGGAGAUCCAAGCAGAUGGCUCCUAAGAUUUGCCCCUGAAAACUACCAAGGGAAGCCACAGAGAAGGAUAUUUGGACCUUCUAGAAAAUGGUAAGGCCCCAGGUGGAUUAUGCUUCCUCUGCCCUGGAGGCUGAGCCACCCCUAUGGUUACCUCAUAUCUUCUGGUGUCUUCUGAGUGGGACUUGAUCUCAUUUCUGCAUUAACAGCAAGGUGAAAUUGUCUGGCAAGAGCUUAAAUUAGGACCUGUGGUGGGGACUUUAAUAGGCAGGUGGAGGUUUGAGAUCCAGUUCGCUGCCAGAGAUUAGUCAAUAGGUGAGGAAAGAUUUGACCCAAAUCAAAAGAGCUAAAAAAUAAUAAUAAUAACAUAAAAAUAAAAAUAACAAUAAAAAACCCAGAUGAACAAAUAAGG